Microthlaspi erraticum is the source of this 1257-nucleotide messenger RNA. NCBI's taxonomy places the organism in Eukaryota, Viridiplantae, Streptophyta, Magnoliopsida, Brassicales, Brassicaceae. The record is from the annotation of a GenBank genome assembly.
AUGUUGAAGAAAGAUAGGAUAAGCGAAUUACCAGAUUCUUUGAUAUGUGACAUACUUACUCAUCUCUCCACGAAGAAAGUUGUUAGUACAAGCGUUUUGUCAACCAGAUGGAGAAAUAUCUGGCUUUGGGUUCCUAAUGUGGAACUGAAUUCCAAAACAUUCCCAAAUGUCAAUGCCUUUGUGAAGUUUGGUGAUAGGUUUUUCGAUCCCAUUAGGGUUUCAUGCAUACAGAAGCUGGAGUUAACUCUUAAUCCAAAAGCAAGAACUCUAGAUGAUGAUGAAUCUUAUUUCACGUCAUGGAUUGAAGCUGCGAUUAAGCGUAAGAUCCAUCAUCUAGACGUUCGUUUGUCUAAAGUUUCCCUUCGUAAGAAACCCUUAAGGUUGUAUAGCUGUGAUACACUUGUUUACUUAAGACUCUAUCAGGUGGUCUUGGCUGAUGCAGAGUUCGUGUCUUUACCUUGUCUUAACACAAUGUAUCUAGAUAAAAACUGGUAUCCCAGAGAAGCCACUUUGGAGAAACUUAUCUCAUCCUGUCCUGUCCUUAAAAAUUUAAAGAUUGUCGCAUCUGAUUUGGAUACAAAAGUCUUUCGGGUGCACUCUCGGUCACUGAAGACGAUCUCCAUCAAAAGAGGUCGUAUUGUUCUACCUCAGUAUAAUAAUGUUCCGGGAGUUGUUAUCGAUGCUCCUCUACUACGCCGUCUGAGCAUCGAUGAUAGAAAAUCAGAAAGCUUUGUAGUAAAGAAUUUGGAGUCCCAUGCAAAGUUAGAUAUUUAUCUGAGCUUUGGUUUGGGGGAGAUGACGAUAUCUUCAUUCACUUUCAGGCUCAUCUGUCGAUACUCGGAACUAGAACCGCUGCCUCAAUUUUGUUACAUGUCCGACCUGUGCGUUGCUGUCCAUCCAACCAAACUGAAACAGUUGGAAACAUUUCUUGAGAGCUGCCCGAAUCUAAAGUCACUCUUCUUGGUACAACUUGGUUCUUAUAAUUAUAACCCUGAGGUACCUUCUGAGGAGAUGAAUCAAGAAGGUUUGCCAUCUGUGCCUCAGUGUCUGCUAUCGUCUCUCCAGUUAGUUCGUUUCAAAGUCCCAAUAACAGGAGUUGCUGGAGAAAUGAAGCUAGUAAAUUACUUCCUAAAGAAUUCAACAGUCCUCAAGAAACUUAUUCUACGUUUGGAUUCUCGUUCAGCAAAAGAUGAAAUAUUGAAAGAACUCUUUGAAAUCCCAAGAGGCUCUACCGAAUGUGAACUUGUCAUUCUCUGA